CCCAAACAUGGCGGGUGUUUCUGGCUGAGUUUGGACGCGGAGUGGAGGCGGCUUUCAUCUCAGGAAAGUUUUUUUCCUCCAGCCAUUCCUCUCAGUCCUGUCUCACCGAGAUGUGAGAAAAGAAAUAUGAGUGAAGAGGAGCCGAUGGGAACGGAGUCGGCACAAAAUACUGCCCCGUAAGGGAAUUUAAAGGGUUCUCAAUAACCCUCCCCUCUGAGCUUGGAACUUUGACGCCCCCAUUCUGUGACCCUCUCUGCUCAUAGGCUUUACCCCGUGACCCUUCUCUUUGUACCCACGUUAGUGAACCACCUUGACCCCUAAUUUAUGAUUUCUAUCUGCACUUCAUCCUUUGACACCCAACCUGUGAGCUCACUGUUCCCCCUUACCCCACCACCCAUACCACUACCUGAAUCCUCAGCUUCCAAUUUUGUUCCUAUUGUGGGCGGCUGAUCCUAUCCUUUUCUGCUCCUAUCUCCUACUUAUCCAACUCGCUCUCAGUUUUAAAUGAUUUUUUUUAUUACUUGGACCUGGAGUCAGUUAAUAUAUGGGGCAACAACCAGGCAAAGUUCUUGCGGACCAAAAGAGGCCGACUCUAACUGCCCUGCAGUUUAUCAAAGGAGGGAAGAGAGAAACAGCCAAACAUGGAGCUCAACAUUUCAAUGUAUUUGUGGAGCACGAAGCCCUGCAUCGUCCAGAGUUUGAGUCACAGGGUUUGAAUGAAGCUGCUCGGUGGAAUUCCAAAGAGAACUUGCUUGCUUGCCCCAGUGAAAAUGACCCCAACCUUUUUGUUGCACUGUAUGAUUUUGUUGCCAGUGGUGAUAACACUCUCAGCAUAACAAAAGGUGAAAAACUUCGUGUUCUGGGCUAUAACCACAAUGGAGAAUGGUGUGAGGCUCAGACUAAAAAUGGUCAAGGCUGGGUUCCAAGCAACUACAUUACACCAGUUAACAGUUUAGAGAAACACUCCUGGUAUCAUGGGCCAGUCUCACGCAAUGCUGCAGAGUAUCUCCUCAGCAGUGGCAUCAAUGGAAGUUUUCUGGUACGGGAGAGUGAAAGCAGCCCCGGACAAAGAUCCAUAUCACUUCGUUAUGAAGGAAGGGUAUACCACUACAGGAUAAACACUGCAUCUGAUGGAAAGCUGUAUGUAUCUUCAGAGAGUCGUUUCAACACAUUGGCAGAGCUUGUUCACCACCACUCAACAGUUGCUGAUGGACUGAUCACCACCCUGCACUACCCCGCUCCAAAACGUAACAAGCCUACCAUCUAUGGAGUCUCGCCUAAUUAUGACAAGUGGGAAAUUGAACGAACAGACAUUACAAUGAAACACAAAUUAGGUGGUGGACAAUAUGGGGAAGUAUAUGAGGGUGUGUGGAAGAAAUACAAUCUCACUGUGGCAGUAAAGACACUAAAGGAAGAUACUAUGGAAGUGGAAGAGUUCUUGAAAGAGGCUGCAGUUAUGAAGGAAAUUAAGCAUCCCAACCUGGUACAGCUGCUAGGUGUAUGUACUCGGGAGCCUCCAUUUUACAUCAUCACAGAAUUCAUGACUCAUGGAAACCUCCUUGAUUACCUUCGGGAUUGUAACAAAGAGGAAGUGAAUGCUGUUGUGCUGCUAUAUAUGGCAACUCAGAUAUCCUCUGCAAUGGAGUACUUAGAGAAGAAGAAUUUCAUUCACAGGGAUCUUGCUGCUAGGAACUGUCUUGUGGGAGAGAACCAUUUGGUUAAAGUGGCUGAUUUUGGGCUAAGCAGGUUGAUGACAGGAGACACAUACACGGCACACGCUGGAGCAAAAUUUCCCAUUAAAUGGACUGCUCCAGAGAGUCUAGCCUACAACAAAUUUUCAAUCAAAUCUGAUGUGUGGGCAUUUGGUGUUCUUCUGUGGGAAAUUGCAACGUACGGCAUGUCCCCAUACCCUGGAAUUGACCUUUCGCAAGUUUAUGACCUAUUGGAAAAGGAUUACAGGAUGGAACGGCCUGAGGGCUGCCCAGAGAAAGUUUAUGAAUUGAUGCGUGCAUGCUGGAAGUGGAACCCGGGGGAUCGGCCAUCGUUUGCAGAUGUCCAUCGAGCAUUCGAUACCAUGUUUCAGGAAUCGAGUAUUUCAGAAGAGGUCGAAAAGGAACUGGGAAAGAAAGGAGGCAAGUGUUGUGGCACAAGUAAGCCACAAGCGCCAGAACUCCCAACCAAAACACGUACCCUCCGCAGAACCACUGAGAACAAAGAACCAAAUGAGCUCCAGGAGGCACCUCAUUCGAUAUUUAAAACCUCAAGUGAUCUUGAUUCUGGAGACCAUGAAAUGGCCAUUUCUCCGAUGCUGCUGCGGAAAGACAAAGACACAGACGGCACCUUGGAUGAUGAUCGUUUACAGUCUUCCACUAAAGAGAAAGGCAAAUCCAGUUCAAUCUUCAGCUCAUUCAUCAAGAAGAAGAAAAAGACUGCACCCACCCCACCAAAGCGCAGCAGUUCUUUCCGUGACAUGGAUGGGCAGGCGGAAAAGAAAGAAACUGUGGAAGAUGCCGUCACGGUGACGAAAGAUGCUAACAAUGGAUCUUGCGUGAAUAAUGUAACACCUCUUGACACAAUAGACCCAACAAAAUUUCAGCAUUCACCUAACACUGGGGCACAAAGUACUAACAAUGGAGGUGGAGGGGUUGCCAAUGGCAGCUUCUUGGGAACAACGGGGUUCUUUCUGCAUUCUAGGAAGUCCAGUACAUUAGCUGCGGGAAAGUCGGUUGGGAAUGAAGAAGAGUUGCUCACAAAUUCAAAGCGAUUCUUGAGAUCGUGCUCUGCAUCAACAAUGCCUCCUGGAAGUAAGGACCAAGACAGGAAAGCACUGACCCUUCCUCGUGACCUCCAGUCUGCAGGGAAGCAGUCUGACCCGGCCGGGAUCUUGGGUUGUGACAGGAAUGAGAAGCCAGCCUUGCCUCGAAAGAGGACAAAUGAAACUAAAGUGGACACUGUUCCUCGCGGAAACUUAACCACAUCGUCUCGGCUGCCAAAAAAGACUGAUGAGUUAAAUGAUGAUGCUUUUAACAACCAGGAGUCCAGUCCAAGCUCAAGCCCACCAUCAUCCACUCCAAAGAUUGUUCGAAGGCAGCCGACAGUAAUCACAUCAAUCAGUCUCGUCUCCAGGGACAAGGACAAGGAUGAGGGAGGGAAGACUUGUGCCUUAAGUUCUGCUUCCCAACAAGACCAUACCUCCUCUAGUGCCUCUGCUUGCACAUCAAAGCAGAGCUCCACCUCAGUCCUGGGUGGGGUAAAGCUGCUGAACGACGACCCCAAGGUACGAAGGUUCAGGCAGCCUCCUGAGCAGCAUCGGUCGUCCUCCAUAAAGGACCGGGCCAAGAUCCAGAAAUCGAAACCAGCUCCUCCUCCUCCUCCCGGCAUGAAAUCUGUCCGACCACCCCGAAGCCCGACCCACGAGACCACGGCCGAGACUGCCACGAGCAUCAAACCCAAGCAGUCCACUCAGGUCCCAGACACUGUGAACAGUGAGAUCUUGAAGCCGGGUCAUCUGGGGGAGAAGAGGCCUUCUCUCCAUUCAACAACAAAGUCCCAGACCUCCACCAAGGCAUCAAGUACCAAUUCAGCUGCACCCUCUGCCUCUACACAGUCUGCCUUAUCAGCUGCAGGUGGUGACCAGCCGCCCUCAGCGACCACAGCCUUCAUCCCGCUCAUCUCCACCAGAGUAUCCUUACGUAAGACACGACAGCAGCCAGAGAAGAUCACCAGUGCCAACAUCACUAAGGACACCGUUUUAGAGAGCACAGAAGCAUUACGUGUGGCCAUUGGGAAGAACUCCGAGCAGAUGGCCAGCCACAGUGCGGUGCUGGAGGCAGGCAAGAACCUUAUCACCUUCUGUGUCAGCUACGUGGACUCCAUCCAGCAAAUGCGUAAUAAGUUUGCCUUCAGAGAGGCCAUCAACAAGCUGGAGAGCAACUUAAGGCAGUUACAGAUUUGCUCAGCCAGCCAGGACUUUACCAAACUUCUCUCAUCUGUGAAAGAAAUCAGUGACAUCGUCCAGAGGUAGCAAAGGCUCAGGGGGUGGGGGUGCAAGGGGAAAAAAUAUGGUCAAAAUGCUGCUCCCUGACUCCAAAACAGUGUGAUAGAAUCGGGGGAGACUUGAGUUUGGCUGAUUACCAGGGGAGUAUAUGGCAGCAUGGCUUUCAUUGCUUGGUAGCCUUCUAAUUCCCCAUGUCUGCUUCAGUUUCCUCUCACUGGGUUUGGUUAUUACAUCAAAUUCUCUAGUGCAGAAACAGGACAGUCAGCCCAUCAGGUCUGAGCCAGUGUUUUAUGCUUCACACCAGCAUCUUCCAACCUUCCUGCAUCUUAAUCAUUAGCAUACUCCUCUGUUAAUUCCUCACUCAUGUUUGUUCACAUCACUUUGGGCUGUAGGAAUUCAUGGUUCCUUGAUAAUGGGCAUCCUUGAUACUUAGUGUAAAUUCUGAGAAGACACUGUGGUCACUUCCCUGUCAUUGUGGCUUAGAAGCUAAUAAUUAACCUUCUCAUCUUUGUUAGUACAAUAUAGCUUCCAUACUUCUGAACUGCAUUAAUGUCACAUGGAUACUCCAGUUCCACUUGGAAGUAGCUCAGAUUGAUAAAAUGAAAUGUCAGUGCUGCUCUUUGAAUGUGCUCCCACCUCCUUGAAAACUGCUGAAAAGUGAGAAAGUUUUCUCUUGUUUAAAGCCUUUGACCUAGUGUUUCAAAAAAUUUAUUCCAUGAACUAAUUAGACACUAGAAUUCUUAACAAUAUUCUGUUAUCUCAUAUCCUUCACCAUUCAUGCACCCCACCCCCUCUUUUCCUUGUCUAUAUCAAACAUUUCCUUUAAUCAUUCUAUCUGAAUAUUAUAGAUCUGGCUUUUCUGUCCUGCUCGUUGUAAAACAGAAUAAUAUCAGGAAAGCUAAGCCAGAAACUUCUCAAUGAUUGUCAGUGACUCACUAUCUAGAUUGAAGACUUUGAGGGUGGAGGACAGUGAAAGGGAGGGGCAGCAGACAUUAAAGUUUAGGUCCAUGUAAACCAUUGUGCUCCAGGUAUUAUUGUUAAUCUUAUCCCAUUAGUUGGAAGUUGUUGAUUGGAUGUUAUUGGUAAGUUUUUCAUCUGUCUUUAAAACUAGAACAUUGAAAAUUGAUUCUGAGGGUCUGUGGCAUUGCUGAGUCUUUUGUGCAAGUUACUGAGUUGGAGAAAGGGCAGGACUUCCAGAAACAAAUUUUCACUGAAAAUAUUUUAUUUAAGGAAUAGCCUAUGGCAAACUACAGCUGCUUUUCUCGUUAGAAUAGGCUACCUUAUCCAAAAAAAAACUGAGUGAAGGAUAAUUGGAUAUAAAUUAUGUGCAUAACAUCAAACUGUCACUUAACAGUAAUGCAGGCCAUUGUUGAAUGGGAAUUAUCCAAUCAUCUGUGUCUGGAAGAGUGUUAGCACUUUAUGCAGCUGUACUGGUGAUCUGGCGACAAUCCCAUUGCUGUCUGAGGGAAUUGGCCACAUUCUCUGAAGUGCAAAAGUACUCAUUUGGCUUCAGGAUGCAAAGGAAUCUCUUGAGGAUCUGAAAGGCACUAUAUUAAUGCAUGUUAUUUUACAAUGAAAACACCUAUUUCUCUCAAUUUUGUGGCAAGGUGAGUGUGAUCCUAACACUAAUUUUAAAUGUGUUCUAAGGAAAUAAAACCUUAAUCUCAGUUGAAGAUUAUAUAUUCCUAGCCAAGUAAAUAUUACUGACAUUCAGCAAUUUGAGAGUUGACUUUAUGAAUAUUUUAAUCACUGUCAAAAUAAUUGGUUCUGAGAACUGUAGAUAAUUUUAACUUUGGUAACUGAAGCAAAUAUGGGGACAUGACCCAUCGUUUUAAUAUUUUACAUGUUGUCUCAGUCCUGCCCAAGCUGAGAUCUAAUCACGGGGCUUGAAUGCAAUAAUUCUCAUAAGUGGUAAAGUUUUUGUAUUCUCCUCUGCAAUUAAAAUUGCUACCAGAAGAAA
Molecule: messenger RNA, 5957 nt
Organism: Hypanus sabinus (Atlantic stingray)
Lineage: Eukaryota; Metazoa; Chordata; Chondrichthyes; Myliobatiformes; Dasyatidae
Gene: abl1
Product: c-abl oncogene 1, non-receptor tyrosine kinase
Exons: 11
Coding region: 545-4024 (1159 amino acids)
Biological process (GO): protein phosphorylation; regulation of apoptotic process
Molecular function (GO): ATP binding; protein binding; non-membrane spanning protein tyrosine kinase activity
Source: RefSeq, a predicted model, not a curated record